Messenger RNA from Selaginella moellendorffii, 2127 nucleotides. Its product is annotated as probable LRR receptor-like serine/threonine-protein kinase At1g56140. NCBI's taxonomy places the organism in Eukaryota, Viridiplantae, Streptophyta, Lycopodiopsida, Selaginellales, Selaginellaceae. The transcript has 6 exons. Gene Ontology annotation, biological process: protein phosphorylation. Bases 1 to 2127 code for a protein of 708 amino acids. The record is from RefSeq and is a predicted model, not a curated record. Gene Ontology annotation, molecular function: protein kinase activity; ATP binding.
AUGAAUCCUUCCUUUCCAGACGCCCAGCUCGGGAUCACCCGAAUUGUGAUCCUCUUCAUCCUGAUCCAGGCUUUCCUAGCCGCUGGGAAGCUCCUCAUGCAUGCACAGGACGAUGAUUUUCCUCUCACCAAUGCCGCCAGCAACAAGCUCCAUGCCAGGUUCUUAUCUCUCAUUACUGCCAUCCCUCCCAAGCUCACUUACGAUGGAGCCACGGAUCUAUACUUCCGGGGCCAGGUCAUUGCUGACACCUUGUUCCUCCUGGAAUCCAAUUUCUCGCUGGUUCUCAACCUCUGCUUUUACAACGUCGAGUACUGCGGCCCAAACUUUAGCCCCGACUUUGGUGGCACUGGCAGCAAGCUUCGCGCUGGAUUCACGGCUCUCUUACCGGAUCUCCGAGGUCUCAUGAACUUGAGCUAUGGAGCGGCCUAUGUCGCCCAAGGACAGUUCCAAGCCGGAUACUACAUCAAGGGCAUGAACUUGAGAGGAUCUAAUGGAUCGUGCUCGUCUCUCCGGGUGGAAAAUUCCACGGAUCAUAUUGGCUACUGCUACGACUACGAAGACACGCGACUGAGUUACAGUGCUUUCGACAGGCUCUACCCGGGUUACCGGAUUCAAUCUGCUAAAAAGCCCGAGUACGUGCUGGAGAUGCGAGAGGACUGCAACGCUGUGUUUAGCGACACCACUACCAAAGAGGUUUUGUGGCAGUCGAAAACGAAGGGAAGCGGAAGGGACUGCGAGCUUGUUCUUGAAAAGACGGCGACGCUAGCUGUGUAUGAUCGAAACGGGACUGUCUUGGCGAGGUUUGGGACGAACAACUCCACGAAUGCGUCCUUGUUUGCGGUCCAGGGAGAUAGAAACAUGGUGAUCUAUGCCAUCAGCAACAUGAAGACUCCAAUGGCGGUGUGGAGCUCACACACUUUCCAAGAUCCAUCUUCUCCGAAUGGAUCGACGCCGCAGCCAAAUGGUACCAGCUCUGUUUCGCAGCCUUCGUUGAGCUCCAAGUCGAGGCGAGGGAUUCGAACGAUUGCAGUCUCUUUAGGAGCGUCUCUCGUUGGAGUGGCACUGGUGAUUUUGUGUGUUGUGCUGAUUUUGCGAAAGAAAAGAAAUCGUAAAGCUAGCAGGGAAGCGUUGAGCUGGCUACCACCCGAUUCAAAGGCCAGGAAAUACUCGUACAAAGAGCUCCAAGAGGCUACCAAAGGAUUUCACAAGGACAACUUAGUAGGCAGAGGCGGAUUUGCGAGUGUAUACAAGGGAGUUAUAGACAAUCACUUUGUUGCCGUCAAAUACUUGACUAGCUCCGACUUAUCAGACAAGGCAAGGCGGGAUUUCGAGAACGAGGUGUCUACGAUUUGCCUCCUCCAGCACAAGAAUGUUGUCAAGCUUUUUGGUUUCUGCUCUGAGAAAGAGCACAAGCUCACCGUCUGCGAGUUCAUCGAGAAUGGAAACCUAUCGGACGCUUUGUUUAGGUCUCCAGACAAAGGUUUGGAGCUAAAUUGGACAGCCAGAUACAACAUCUGUGUGGGAGUUGCGCAAGGUCUGGCAUACUUGCACGGAGAAACAUCACAGGCAACCAUCGUGCACAGAGACAUCAAAGCCCUCAGCAUCCUUCUAGCAAGCAAUCUUGAGGCAAAGAUCUCGGACUUCGGCCUGGCAAGACUGAUCCAGGAAGAUCGGAGUUAUAUCAACACACGAGCCACAGGAACAGUUGGCUAUCUAGCUCCAGAGUACGCUCUCUCCGGCCAGCUCACCGAGAAGGCCGAUGUCUACUCGUUUGAGAUCCUUGUCCUGGAGAUCUUGAGUGGAAGGAUAAGCAUGGAUUUCACACUCUCGGAUGGCGAUUCCUUCCUUCUCGAACGGGCAUGGAAUGUCUUCCAGAGCGGCCACCUCCUGGAGAUGAUUGACAAGCGACUGGAUGUGGGCGACGAGCGAGAUAUUCACAAGAUGGAGCGCGUGUUCUUGGUGGCUCUCCACUGCACGCAAGCCAGCGGCAGCAGGCGUUCAUCUAUGUUUAGAGUGGUGGGAAUGCUCAUGGGAGACAUGGAAAUCGGUGGCACCAUCUCCAGGCCUGGCUUCCUCUUUGAUCUGAGGCAAAACCUCGAGCAGUCCAAAUCUUUGACCAAAACUUGA